Cucumis melo (muskmelon) is the source of this 1531-nucleotide messenger RNA. Its product is annotated as protein farnesyltransferase/geranylgeranyltransferase type-1 subunit alpha. Gene Ontology annotation, molecular function: CAAX-protein geranylgeranyltransferase activity; protein farnesyltransferase activity. The transcript is spliced from 5 exons. Gene Ontology annotation, biological process: protein geranylgeranylation; protein farnesylation. Bases 267 to 1244 code for a protein of 325 amino acids. The record is from RefSeq and is a predicted model, not a curated record. Gene Ontology annotation, cellular component: protein farnesyltransferase complex; CAAX-protein geranylgeranyltransferase complex; cytoplasm. Lineage: Eukaryota; Viridiplantae; Streptophyta; Magnoliopsida; Cucurbitales; Cucurbitaceae.
CGUCUAUUAAAAGUAUAUGGAAAGGAAUAUCCCUAAGCUUUGUAUUUGUUUGGUGUAUAUAGAGAAGUAGAAGAAUCAUUAGUCGUUUCUUUGUAGUAUCGUACGCCGUACGGUCUCGGAGGGUUGAACUACAAUGGGAAGUGGAAGCAGAAUCUUUCUUACUCAUGGAACUGUACACGAUCCCUAAUUACCUUCCACUCAAACUCUGAUUCUUCAUCUUUCCUCAACUUUUCUGGUUUCGAUUGCGUGUUUUCCGAGCAAUAUCGAUGGAUUUCGAUGAUAGUUUACCGAUCAGCGAGCGACCGGAGUGGUACGACGUGACUCCGCUUCCGCAGGACGAUGGUCCGAAUCCGAUUGUGGCGAUCGCCUACAAAGAAGACUUCUCUCAGCUCAUGAGUUAUUUCCGAGCUGUUUAUCGAGCAGAUGAGCGUUCUCCUCGUUCUCUCCACCUCACUGCUGAAGCCAUUGCUAUGAAUCCUGGCAAUUACACUGUCUGGCAUUUCAGGCGUUUGAUACUCGAGGCUCUUAAUGUUGAUUUACAUGAUGAACUAAAUUUCCUUGACAACAUUGCUGAGUCUAACACCAAAAACUAUCAGAUAUGGCAUCAUAGGAGAUGGGUUGCUCAGAAACUGGGAACCAAUGCGGCAAACAAAGAGCUUGAAUUCACCAGAAAGAUUAUCUCCCUUGAUUCCAAAAAUUAUCAUGCUUGGUCUCAUAGACAGUGGGUUCUUCAGGCUCUGGGUGGAUGGGAAGGUGAACUUGACUAUUGUCACGAGCUUCUAAAGGAAGAUGUUUUUAAUAAUUCUGCAUGGAAUCAGAGAUACUUUGUCAUAACCAGAUCUCCCUUACUGGGUGGCCUACAAGCCAUGAGAGAAUCUGAAGUGAAUUAUACUGUUGAAGCCAUUCUUGCUCAUCCUGAAAAUGAGAGUUCUUGGAGAUAUCUGCGUGGACUUUACGCCGGUGACACACAGUCAUGGAUUAUUGCUUCUCAAGUUUCUUCGGUCUGUUUGAAAGUUUUGAAGAGUAAAAUUAACUUUUUGUUUGCUUUGAGCACCCUGUUGGAUCUUCUCUCCCAUGGUUUCCCGUCAACCCAAGAGUUCAGAGAUGCUGUUGAUGCUUUGAGGGUACCAGACGACAAUCAAACAGAUUCCAACCUAGCCAAAACUGUAUGUUUAAUCUUGGAACGUGUUGAUCCAAUCCGAGUUAACUAUUGGCUCUGGCAGAAGAGCAAGCUCCCGCAGUAAAAAGUUCAAUUCAUCAGCUUAUUUUGGCCAUCCUUGAGGUUCAUUUUAAUGUUCACUGUUGAGAGUUGGAUUCAACAUCCACAGUUCUUGGUGACCAAAUCUUGAGAAUAGUACUUUGCCACUAAAGAUAACUCUCUAAUUCAACGUGAUUGACAAAAGAAUUAAAAAAGAAAAGAAAAAACUCUUUUGCUAGAUGAAGGCACUGUCUAUUUCGCUUGUAUACUGAAAAACAGGUAAUAUCAAACCAAGUUUUGUACAUUCAAUAUCUUUAUAAUUCUUUCGCUAUU